CUCCUUGCUUGUCUUUUUCCACCACGUUCACCCCUUGAGCAGGACGCUCCGCACGUGUCAUUAUGGCAUAGAAAUUAACUACUCUGACAGCACACGGUAGGUCCCCAUCUCGUAACUCACAUACUACUGGACCGCUUUGGCCUUGUUUGCUGGCAGGGUCAGGCAUCCCUUAGUCAGGACAUCAUUAAAACCCUUCAUCGAUCUCACCCCUCUCUCGCAUCUUCCUUCCGACCAUAUUCCUUCUGUUUCGAGUGUCAGGUCCCUGGUGCUUGGGACUGUGGGUCAACGCCAUUGCCGUCAAUCUUCCUAGUGUGUCUCCGCUUGUGGCCCACUAACGUCCAUCUUAUUCUUCGAAACUCCUUCUAGGUCUCGUCCGCCUACGUCAAUCUCCUCUUUCCUCUUCUCUCACCAACCUCAUGCUCUGUUGACCAUGGGCAUCAAUGCAGACUCCAAAGACUCUAGGCCGGGCACGUUACCCGUAGACGGGAAAGCAGUCCAGCCAACCAUCUCCAACCGGUCGAAAGCGGGGGAGGCAGCUGGAAUCGCACCAAAUCAAAGCAUAAUGGCAACAAUUGCGGACGAUGACGACCGUCUACUUGUGCGUAUAGGGUAUACGCCAGUACUACAGCGACAUUUCUCCAGAUGGUCCACCGUCUCAUAUGCGAUUUCAAUUCUUGGUGUGCUGGGCUCAGUGCCGGCUACUUUUGGAUCCCCGAUGAGUGCGGGAGGGCCAGCAACAGCAGUAUGGGCAUGGCUCAUUGGUAGUGUUAUGGCAUACUGUAUAGCCAGUUCAGUCGCUGAACUGGUAUCUGCAUAUCCAACAGCUGGAGGUAUGUACUAUGUCACAAAACACGUCGUACCUCCCGAACAUGUUGCUUCAUGGGCAUGGAUCAUUGGGUGGUGCAACUUCCUCGGUCAAGCAGCCGGAGUUGCAAGUCUGGCGUACACGAUCUCCCAGAUGGUCUUAGCAACGGUCGUGAUGCAUACUUUGGACAACGGCGAGGCUGCAUAUGAACCGAUGGCGUACCAUACUGUUCUCUUAGCUAUCUUUGUGCUAUGUAUGUUUGGAACCAUAUGCUCCUUUCCUACGCAUUGGCUACAUCGCAUCAUUUUAUGGUUUGCUCCCAUCAACAUCAUCGCAUCGAUUGCCAUUUGCAUUGCACUUCUUAUCCUUACACCGAACAAACAAAGCGCGCAAUGGGUGUUUACAACAGUUAUGGAUGGCUCUGGAUGGGGAAGCAAGGGGUUCUCGUUCCUCCUCGGCUUUCUCUCCGUUGCGUGGACGAUGACCGACUACGAUGGUACAACACACAUGUCGGAAGAAACACAUGACGCUGCCAUUCGAGGCCCAGUGGCAAUUCGUGCUGCGAUCCUCGUUUCGGGCGUCGUAGGCUGGAUGCUAACGGUCACCUUCUGCUUCUGCAUGUCAGACUAUGAUGGGAUUAUGGCGACACCAACCGGUCUACCUGCUGCACAGAUUUUCUUCAACGCUGGCGGCAAAACUGGUGGAACUGUCAUGUGGUUCUUCGUCAUACUAGUGCAAUUCUUCACCGGUUGCUCCGCUAUGUUAGCUAAUGCGAGAAUGGCCUGGGCUUUCUCGCGUGACGCAGCCUUCCCCUUCUCGGGGUUCUGGAGCAAGGUCAAUCAAUUUACACACACUCCGGUCAACGCAGUCUGGCUCGUCGUGGUAUUCUGCACCUGUCUCGAUCUUAUCGGGAUCGGCAGUACCUUAACGAUAACGGCUAUUUUCAACAUUACCGCUCCAGCCCUGGACAUCAGCUACAUUGCAGUCAUCAUCGCACACCGAUGGUAUGAAGGCAGCGUCAUCUUCCAUCCUGGUCCAUAUACAAUGGGUAGAUGGAGCAAACCGGUCAAUGCGAUUGCAGUGACAUGGGUCACCUUUAUCAGCGUCGUGCUCUUCUUUCCAACAAAAAAGCCCGUGCAAGCCGACAACAUGAACUACGCCAUAUGUGUGGCGGCUUUCAUUGGCCUGUUCAGCACCAUUUGGUGGUUUGCUGGAGCGAGAAAGUCGUACACCGGUCCACGGACUAGCGACACUAUCGACUUGCUUCCUCCAGAAGACCCCGAGGAUAUUCUUGGCGACUACGACCUGCCUUGAUACAAACCGAACCACAUUGCAUACCCUUAACGGCCUUCACGAAACCUAGAGCGACGGGAAGAUUCACAAUUAGACGGAGCACCAUCAUGGAACAUGCUGGAGAAUAUGGAGUCGGAGCGUCCAACUUUCGCUGAAUUUUUACACUUCUGGAUACUUUCUCGUUCAUUACAUUACCUGGAGUUGUAUAGAGGAGAGACCAGACGCCACGCGCCAUUCGUCAAUGAUAUCUAUAGAUCAGGAGAUACCCCAAUUAGACCCCCACAGUUCAUUCACUUACUUAACCGAUCCCUUUGUUUGUUUUUACUGUGAUUCUUCAUAUAUGCUCGC
This is a messenger RNA of Cucurbitaria berberidis CBS 394.84, 2446 nucleotides long. RefSeq names its product amino acid permease 2. Gene Ontology annotation, molecular function: transmembrane transporter activity. Gene Ontology annotation, cellular component: membrane. The record is from RefSeq and is a predicted model, not a curated record. Gene Ontology annotation, biological process: transmembrane transport; amino acid transport. The transcript is spliced from 8 exons. Lineage: Eukaryota; Fungi; Ascomycota; Dothideomycetes; Pleosporales; Cucurbitariaceae. The coding region runs from base 431 to 2119 and encodes 562 amino acids.